AUGGUAAUACAGGAGCCCAAGAAACCACAACUGUGCAGCGCGUGUCGCGCUGUGACCUACUGCAGCAAGGAAUGUCAGAAAAGGUCCUGGAAGUAUCCCGUUGUGCCGAGAGCUCCUACGCACAAAGAGACGUGCGGAGACAAUAAACUGCACAUGCUGCGCCUUCCCGAUACCCAAGCAGCGAUCAGGCAGUUCCCUUGGGGUCGCAUCGAGCCGGAUGGUACUUUCAACCUCUCUGUCGCCAAGGCUCGUUUCAAUGUCUUCGGUGGCACGGGUAUGGGUUUUUGGAGCCAUCGCAUCAGCCGCUCGUCCCAUCAAGACGAACGCUAUCUGGGCGGCGAAAGUAAGAAAACCUUAGGAGCGAGACAUCUCGACGGUUACGACUUGCUUCAGCGUUCGACCCAUCUCGAUGAUAAGUCGGGGUGGAAACUUGAGCCAGAUCUGACGCCUUUCCGGGAUCUGUCGGCUAUAGGCGAGGAUAAGAGGCCAGUGCUCAUCACGGAAUUCGAAGAAGGUGUAAGAGAUUGGUCUUCCUGGUAUGGUUGGCGAAAGCUGCCACUGAAGUCACCUGCCGCCCUUCUAAUGGACUACCCUCUAUCGGCAUAUUGGCUUCUCACGCAUACACUUGGGCUUACGAAUGCUUUGUCGGGAGCGCCCGAAAAGCGCAUUCCCCUCAGCGUUCAUGUCUUGGGUGUUGAGGUUGAGCUUAACUUUAUACCGUUGUACUCGGAGUUGGCGUUGCUAUUGCCUUACCAUGACAUCAAGUUGACUUUCUUUGGGUACGGCGCCCGCCAACUUGCACUUGCCUCCGCGGCGAACGUAGGGGUGACGGACUCACCCGCCCGCCGCGCUUUCAAGGAUUCAAACACGCCGAUCUUUGAAUAUACUGCCCCCGACUUUCUCGGCAAUGGGUCGAUUACGAUACUCCUGCACGGAGACUCCGACUCUUGGUCUGCUGCCUUCGCAGAAAACGACCCUCCGGAUGCACUCAUCGCGAGCAACGCUGGGCUAGGGUCUUACGCUGGUUGGAUCGAUGUCAUUCGAGCGGUGCAUCUUCGUAAUAUACCUUUCGCCGUCACAGAGUAUGCGGAACAAUCUGCAGAGACGCAGACUCGAGCAUCGAUCCCAGGGUUCAUUGCCCCACUUCCUCCACGCGAUUACACCAUCGAACUCAACCCUUUUCAUAAGCCGGGUCAACGCUGGAUGCCGCGCAUACGUCUCCCGAACCUCUACAACGGGUUCUGUAUAAGAGUAGUCAGCAAAGAUGAACCGUAG
Molecule: messenger RNA, 1275 nt
Organism: Peniophora sp. CBMAI 1063
Lineage: Eukaryota; Fungi; Basidiomycota; Agaricomycetes; Russulales; Peniophoraceae
Source: the annotation of a GenBank genome assembly